Messenger RNA from Cutaneotrichosporon oleaginosum, 2038 nucleotides. RefSeq lists its product as uncharacterized. Lineage: Eukaryota; Fungi; Basidiomycota; Tremellomycetes; Trichosporonales; Trichosporonaceae. Gene Ontology annotation, cellular component: membrane. The record is from RefSeq and is a predicted model, not a curated record. Gene Ontology annotation, molecular function: acetyl-CoA transmembrane transporter activity.
CUGAACUGUUACAUCUGAAUACUUGAUGCAAUCUGACUGUUUCUCUCCACCCUACUCUCGUGAGGCUGCCAUGCCGCGAUCGGCCUCCACCUCUGCCCUGGGUGACUUUGAAGGCGCGAUUUCUGGCAUGCCCUCGUCUAUCUCCACCACAUCGACAUCGUCCACUUCUUGUAACAUCGACUCGGACGCAUCGCCGGCUGGUCUCCGUCGACGCACCGCAUACCCUUCUCCACCGCUCAGCACCUCGAGCCCGAACAGCUCGCCGCCGAGCCCGAGUCCAGGCCCUGGCUCUGAGACAUCGAGGUCCGGGAACGACCGGGAGCACUCCCCACAGGACCACCGGGAACACGACAGCUCUUCCUCUUCCACUUCCUCUUCAUCACGUACUGGUGACAUGCUUUCCGGCGGUGGCAUACGCGGCCGCAACGUCGAGGACGUCGGCGACCUCGAGGAGAAGGGCUUGCUGCGGUCCGAGAAGGGCACGCUCCAGAAGGUCGAGGAAGAGAAGUUUGAGCCGGGUCUGAAGAGCAAGCGGGAUCAGCAGGCUUUUACGCUGCUGGUGGUGCUAUACCUGUUGCAGGGCGUUCCUCUGGGGUUAACGUUCGGCACGUUGCCAUUCCUCCUCAAGCCACGACUCUCGUACUCCAAGCUCGCGGUUUUCGCGCUGUCCACAUGGCCGUACUCGCUCAAGCUGCUGUGGAGUCCGAUUGUCGACGCCUGGUUCGUGCCCAAGUGGGGCCGGCGCAAGUCGUGGGUUGUUCCAGUGCAGGCCCUUGUCGGUGUCUUGCUCUAUCUGCUUGGCCGAAAAGUCGAAGGGUGGCUCGAGGCUGAAGUCAUCGAUGUGCACUUCAUCACGCUCAUGUUUGGGAGUCUGAUCUUUGCCGCAGCGACGCAGGACAUUGCUGUGGACGGAUGGGCACUCACAUUACUAUCCCCGCCGAAUCUUAGCUACGCUUCAACGGCCCAGACGAUCGGACUGGGCAUCGGCUCCGCGCUGAGCUUCACCAUCUUCCUCGCGUUCAACUCUGUCGACUUCAGCAACCGCUACUUCCGCUCGACGCCGCUGGACACACCACUGAUCUCUCUUGGCGCUUACAUGCGCUUCUGGGGCGGCGUGUACCUCGUGGUCACAGCUUGGCUUGUCUACUUCAAGAAGGAGGACGACGUGAACGCGGACGAACCUGACCUCGACGUCGGCAAAGUGUACCGCAUCAUGUGGAGCAUUGUGCGCCUGAAGAACAUCCAGAGCUUCCUCUGCAUCCUCCUCAUCGCCAAAUUCGGCUUCCAGGUCAACGAGAGCGUGACGCAGCUCAAGCUCCUCGAGAAAGGCCUGUCGAAGGAGGACCUGGCCGUCGCGGCGCUCCUCGACUUCCCCGCGCAGAUGGUAGUCGGUUGGCUUGCGGCCAAGUGGUCGCGCCCCCCGGUCACGGACGAGGGCCGACAUCCUCUGAGCGCAGGCAACCAGCGCACGGCGGCCGCGACUUCCGUGCUCAAGGUGUGGAUUGGCGCGUUCUGGGCGCGCCUCGGCAUGGCCGUCGUCGCUGCCUGCGUGAUCUGGCUCUUCCCCGAGUCCGGCGAGGUGGGGACGGGCUACUUUGCCCUGGUGAUCGCGACCAUCCUCAUGACGAGCUUGACGAAUACGGUCCAGUUCGUUGGCAUCACCGCGUUCCACACCCAGAUCGCCGACCCCCUCAUCGGCGGCACGUACAUGACGCUGCUCAACACCGUGUCCAAUCUCGGCGGGACGUGGCCCAAGCCGCUCAUCUUGCGCGCCGUGGACCUCCUCACGCACUCCGUGUGCCCCAAAACAGGGAAGGAAUGUACGUCCGAGGUCGGCAAGGCUGCGUGCGCCGCCGCAGGCGGGAACUGCGUCAUCACGCGCGACGGGUACUUUGUCAUGACGGCGCUGUGCGUCGUCUGCAGUGGAUUGCUGCUCACCACCCACAUCUUGCCGACGAUCAAGCGGCUCAUGGCGCUGCCGAUGAGUGCGUGGCGCGUCAAGAUCCCCGCAUAGAGAGGCACACGAUCUGUAGGAGAG